Messenger RNA from Ostrinia furnacalis (Asian corn borer), 1282 nucleotides. Its product is annotated as biorientation of chromosomes in cell division protein 1-like 1. The record is from RefSeq and is a predicted model, not a curated record. Lineage: Eukaryota; Metazoa; Arthropoda; Insecta; Lepidoptera; Crambidae. Bases 294 to 791 code for a protein of 165 amino acids. The transcript is spliced from 2 exons.
UGAAGCGGCCGCCGCCAUGACAGUCGUACGUGUGUCGUGAAAGUUGGCGCCAUUUUUACUUCGUUUAAUCACAGUUUUGCAGCAUUAAAAUACAAUUUCAAGCGUUAAUUUUAGUAACAAAGUCAGAGGCAGUCUUGUGAAACGCGAAUCAACUGAAUAUAGACUUGUAAAGGUGAAGGCAGCUCAAAACACGGAAGAACCUAGACCAGAGCAAUCUAAAUAAACAACAGAAAACAAAAGGGUUGGUUAUUUGAAAUAAAAAACCCAUUUGUUUCCUUGAUGAUGUCCAUAUCAUGGUGAAACUGGCCGGCAGGAUGGAAGAGAACCCGAGAAUCGAUGAGGAUGAAGAAAAAGAAAAUAAAGAACAUCAAAAUCAUGAACUGGAGAAAAAUAGCACUCACACAGAAAUAGACUCGACAUCGUUAGAUAAACAAGUACGCCAAAAGGAAAAUCCAAUGCACAAUGAGUUAGAAAAUAAAGAAAUACAAAGCGAAAACGUACAAGAGACUCAAGAAGAAUCUCACAACCCUGAAUCUAGUAAUAUUUCAGUAGAAAACCAGAACAAUGAUGAGAUAGCAAUUGUAAACGAGAAUCGAACAGAUCAAAGUACGUAUGAAGAUCCAGGUGACCACUUAGUAGUAAGAGAGAAACGCAAAAGGGGGCGACCACGUAAACGUCCCCAACUCCCGAUCCUGACGAGAUUGGGAAUAUUCCAGAAGAAAAUCAGCAAAAUGAUGAAAUAUCAAUUGAAAACGAAGAUCAAAGUACACACGAAGAUCCAGAUAACCUAGUCGUAAAAGAGAAACGCAAAAGGGGGCGACCACGCAAACGACCGCCGUCUCCUGAACCUGAGGAGACUGAGGUCCCUGUCGUAAAGUCCUUGAAUCCUGUAGUGAAGCGGAAACCUGGUAGACCGCCUAAACCGAAAGACAGUGACGAUGAUGCAGAUGAUGCAAUAUGGAAGCCUUAUGAAUAUCGGAAGAAGCGGAAAAAAGGUAGACCGCGACUGUCAUCCACUCCUAUCUUAGUACCCAUACGCGGUAGGGGACGUCCGCGGCAUUAUUGCGAUAUUGGUGAAGAUGGUAGGCCACUACCUCAAACCUUGGAGUAUACAAUAANCACAAUAAAGAAUAUCGACGAAGAAAGCGACGGAGAAUACACGCUGUUUGUAUCGGAAGAACCGGAGGAACCUAUCCGAUUCCAUUGCGUGGUCAAUUUACCGACUGACUACUAAUAGACACCAGUCAAGAUGGUUGCAAAGAUGCACAAAAACGUGUAGUAG